Molecule: messenger RNA, 1066 nt
Organism: Chlamydomonas reinhardtii
Lineage: Eukaryota; Viridiplantae; Chlorophyta; Chlorophyceae; Chlamydomonadales; Chlamydomonadaceae
Exons: 2
Coding region: 43-207 (54 amino acids)
Source: RefSeq, a predicted model, not a curated record
GGAGUUGGUCCCAUGGAUGGCGCGCUUCAGGAAGUCCGCGAAAUGUUUGAGCGCGGUGCUUGGGUCAGGCCCCAGACGGCAUCUGCCCGUUCCGCUUAUACGGCCGCCGUCAGCCCGCGCUACUGCGCAGCGCAUUGCCGCGGCCAUGGUGCUCCUGCCGGAGGACUGGGCGGCGGCGGCGCGGAAGGUGCAAGCGCCGCGCCGUGACGCGGUCUGCGGCGCCGGCCUAUGUUGAAGCCGUGCGUGUGGUGGCCCGGGGGUUGGUUGCCUGCUGUUCGUGCAGUGACGUGACUAGUUUGUUAGCUGUGGGUCAGCACGGACUGUGCACCCAACCCAACCGGCAAAGUCCGGCAUUGCGGGGAUGCCAUAGGCAAUCAUAGGCCCCCAACAUAGAUGCGUGUGCUUAAUAGGUGCCGCGUCAGGUGUCUGGUGUCCAUUGGGCACCAGGAGGGGAGGGUUCCAUCACGAGCCCUUUUCCUGCCCUCUCGGGCAGACAUCUUGUUUAAGCUCUUGGCGUGGCGGAUGUCGAAGGUGGGCCGUCUCCACUACGCUUUGCUGUUGUAGCUGUCGUGAGCGAAACACGUGCAUGUGUGUCUGUACCACUCGAACAUGAGAUGGGGCUAGAAGGUUAUGUGUUUUGAUGUUGUUUCCUGAUAUCUGUCGGCGACAGCACGGUACACGUGCUUGUUCCGAUAGCGCGUGCACCAGCGCACAUGUGGGCACGCUUGCGCUGGCCUGUGAACUUGAGCGCAGUUUCGCCAGCUUCGCCGUCUUUUUGUGAGUUUUUGGUGCAUUUGAUUGGUGCCAGCGCGAUUUGAUGUGUCUUGGCGGAUAGCGUGUUGUUCUGCUGCUGCGUUUUGCUGUGUGUCGAGAUGUGCUUGUUGGCCAAUCAAGUACUGCCCGAGAUACGAUACCGUAAUGGUGUCUGUUGCUCAUUGAGGAGGAUUACUCCACUUGCCGGAGUGCUAGUUCAUUUGCCUGGGCUGCCGCCGCUGCCGGGCCAAUCCAUAGGGGCGUUGUCAUGACAGUUGGUGACAGGGCGCUCAGGCUGUAAUGAGGAUGGAUG